AACAUAGAAAGCAAAAGAGAUACAUGUCAUGUGUCUAAGUCGCCGUCAGGCGACCCUUCCUAUACCAACGCGCUCACGCGCCCUUUUUUGCCCUUUUCUCUUAAUACACAAACGAGAUGAGUUCCCAACGUUCGAAUCGAAACGUCAAAAAGCACAAGAUGAGAAGCCCCUAGUAACAAUUUCGUUUUGUUACGACGGCUGCUCUCGUUCCACGCACCACCUCUUCCCUUUUUAAAAGAAAGAUCUGAAAAAGAAGAUCCGAUGGUGGAUAUUAGCUGAGGUUUCGAAGCGACUGAGUUGUUAUAGUUUUGGUAAUUUUAAUGAAAGAGGAACAUCAGCUUAUGCUAAGAAGAAGAUGGGUGGAGUCACGUCGUCUAUCGCCUCGAAAUUCGCUUUUUUCCCGCCAAAUCCCCCCUCCUACACAGUAGUAGAGGACGACGCGUGUGACGGUCGGCUGUAUAUACCCGAGGUGCCGAGGAGGGAUGACGUCGACGUCUUGAAGCUACGCACCCGCCGUGGUAACGAUAUCGUGGCUGUCCAUAUAAAGCACCCCAAGGCUUCCGCUACUCUCUUGUAUUCUCAUGGAAAUGCCGCUGAUUUGGGACAAAUGUUUGAGCUUUUCGUCGAGUUGUGUAAUCGCCUUCGAGUUAAUAUUAUGGGGUAUGAUUACUCUGGCUAUGGACAAUCAACUGGAAAGCCAACUGAGUGUAAUACAUAUGCAGACAUAGAUGCAGCAUAUACAUGCCUUAAGGAACGGUAUGGAGUUAAAGAUGAAGAUUUGAUAUUAUAUGGUCAGUCAGUUGGUAGUGGACCUACUGUUGAUCUUGCUUCACGUUUGCCAAACUUGAGAGGUGUGGUUCUACAUAGCCCAAUUUUGUCUGGCAUGAGAGUAUUGUACCCUGUCAAAAGGACCUACUGGUUUGACAUUUAUAAGAAUAUUGACAAAAUUGGAGCAGUAAACUGCCAAGUCUUGGUAAUUCAUGGGACAGCGGAUGAAGUUGUUCAUCAUUCUCAUGGAAAACAGCUUUGGGAGCUUUGCAAGAAUAAGUAUGACCCGUUGUGGGUUAAUGGAGGAGGACAUUGCAAUCUUGAGAUCUACCCAGAAUUCAUUAGACAUCUGAAGAAGUUUGUACUGUCCUUAAACAAAUCAAAAGCAGCUGCUGCUAAUGGUUCUGAAAAAGUAGUGGUCAACUCUGACAAACGGAGCAACAAACCAUCGGAGGGUGGAACUUUGGAUACAUUCGAAUUGGGUGCUGACCUUCCAGAUGUUUCAAGAAACAGUUUAGAUAGCCGACUUGAGAAGUCAAAGAAGUCAAAUAAGCCUGAGAAGUCUCGAAUGAGCACGGACCGUGUUGACAGAUUUAGGAGAAAAAAGGGCUUAGUUUGGUGAGGAGUUCAAAAGCAAAGGACAAGUGAAAUAAAAAAGGAUAUGCAUAUCUAUCCCUUAUAUUCUCGAAUCCACUUGAGGAGGUAAUUUACAUGCUUUCCACUUCUGCAUUUGUAAUGUUGCAUAAGUUAUCGGAUUUUGGUCAUAAAUGUCAUAAUUUUUGUGUAUGUAUCAAGGAAACGAGUUUGGAUUAAGUGAAAAAUCUUAGAUUAUUAAAUUCUUGUGUAAAAAACAGCAGUUUCAGCCUCAAUGCUAAAUGUAAAAGUAUUUACGCAGUUUCUGCCAUUGAUAUUGAAAACUCAGAAGUUUUUCAAUGCA
Messenger RNA from Gossypium raimondii (Peruvian cotton), 1705 nucleotides. RefSeq lists its product as uncharacterized. NCBI's taxonomy places the organism in Eukaryota, Viridiplantae, Streptophyta, Magnoliopsida, Malvales, Malvaceae. The record is from RefSeq and is a predicted model, not a curated record. The transcript has 5 exons. Bases 356 to 1390 code for a protein of 344 amino acids.